UUAUUACGUUUUACGAAGCCGUAAAAAGAACGUCCGUCUCCAUCAUCAAACUUUUCCGUGGUUCACGGGCGCUAUUAAAGCAGUUAUCCGAAAAAUCUUAUCGAUAAACACUAAAGAAAAGACUCAGUUUUUGAAGAAUAUCCUUCGAUUGGAUUGAAGUAAGUGCGUGGUGUCGUUAAAUGCUUGUUACGAAGUUCGCUUUGUGAAGUGCAACGGGUGCAAUAGUGAAAAGACUCAUUCUAACCUAACAUUCGUAGCGCCAGAAAACGUGCUCUGGUUGGUGGAAACUCGCUGUUAAAAGAAUUGUUUGGUUCCUAAUUAAGUUGUUAAUCGCGGUUACUGCGCAAAAGUUCGCAAUAGAACAAAAGAGCGACCUUUUCAUCCAGAAGGCCGUAGUUGGUUUCCAGCGUAAGCUGAAGCCACGCCGCUAGCAGCAGUGCACCGCAGCAGGAGUGAAGCCACGAGGUUUUGCAGCGCACCUUUGUAUUGAUGUUGAACUUGUAUGUACAAGAGGCCAGCUAGUUCGCGCGUAGGCCAAUAUUGGUGUUUGGUUGUAUUUUACGCUUCACCGUAGCGAUAGAUCGUAAACUCCAUUUUGUUUUCCUUAUUCCAAACGUCGGUGUAAAACUCGCGUCGUCUGCGAAUCGGAUGUGUUGCUGAUAUUAAGGUGUCGACAUUCGAUUGCAAACCAGCCUCAACCAAAGCUAACUUCAAUCAUAACAAGUUAGUAGCCUUCGCCUUGGCUUUAGCUUGCCUCAAUCAACACAUUUUGCAAACUAGGAGAAAAGUCCUUGACGAGAAUAUCCGAAACAUUCAGGAACGUUAGUUCGGUGGCGCUUCAGCAGCAAUCCGGUAAAAAAUCAAACACGCAAUUGUACCGGAACAACAUUAACACCCCAAAAGAGAGCGCAUCUACUCUGCUGGUAUAUACCCAUCGGCGUCCUAUAUUGUCAUAAACGAUGGAGGACGACAAGGGAGGGAAACUGGCGAACGGAAGCGACAGGGCCGACCCGGUCCAAGAGGUAAUCGAUCUCGAUGACGAUGUCAUUAUCGUGAGCGAUGAUGAUGCGGGAGGGGAGUUCAAAGAUGGUGCGACGGCUAAUGUCGAACUUGCAAUGAAAAGCCCAGGCUCGUUGGUCGAGAAAACUGGACGUAAUCGCACUCGCCGGCUGUCCAGAUCGAACAGUAAAAAUGGUGUGCUAGGUGUCGCAGGCACACCCAAUUUCGUAGCGCCACACCGUAAGUGGAAGAAUAGUCGCCGUUCGCGAAACUUGCACGGUCGCGGGCUCCCCAAGAAGGGCGGAGCUGGUGGAAAGGGUGUAUGGGGCAAGCCGGGUGCCGAGGUGUUCGACGAGCUGGAUGAUGAGGAUCCGAACGAUCCGAACUUCGACAUCGAUGCGUACAACAGCUCGCACAACGUGGAGCUGAAGGAGGUUGUAACUGCUCCACCGGUUCUGCAAUUGACUGAGGAAGAAAUGAUCAAGAAGAUGGAGUCGAUUCUCCUUGAGUACUACGAGAAUGGGGACACUCAUGAGGCAGCCGAUGGCUUGGAGCAUAUUCUUGCACCCGAAAUGAAACCCCUCGUUAUUAAAACGAUCGUAGGCGUAGCGUUUGAUCACAAGCAAUCACAACGCGAGAUGACCUCUGUCUUGAUCUCGGAUCUGUACGGUCGUGUAGUCACACGCGAUGACAUUUGCGCUGGAUUCGAUCAACUGCUGUACGAGUUACCCGACAUCAUGCUGGACACACCAGAUGCUCCGCAUUUGUUGGGCAAUUUCAUUGCCCGGGCGAUAGCUGAUGACUGCGUUCCUCCAAAAUAUGCGUACGAUUCCGACCGCGAGGAUUUAGACACCCAUGCGCGAGCGGCACUCGUACGUGCCUCCGCACUGUUGUCGAUGCCCGGCGGUUGGAGUAAGCUGGAUAACGUUUGGGGCGUCGGAGGCGCUCUCCGUCCUGUUCAGACUAUAACGCGGCAGAUGGCUAUGCUUUUGCAAGAGUACGUUGUAUCGCGUGAAAUUGAGGAAGCGCAGCGCUCGAUAAAAGAGCUGGAAGUUCCACAUUUCCACCAUGAGCUGAUCUAUGAGGCAAUCAUUAUGACGCUCGAGGCGUUCAACGAGUCAAUCGAGGAAGCAAUUUGUCACCUUUUCCGGACGCUCGACAGUACCUGUAUCGUAUCGCCGGAGCAGAUGGAGUUAGGUUUUAGGCGGGUCUACGAUGACAUGACGGAUAUUGUGCUAGACAUACCGCUCGCCUAUUCCAUCCUCGACCGCUUCAUCCAACGUUGCCGCCGAGCUGGCUCAUUCCUAAGCGAAACACUCAUCAAGGACCUUCCUACGCGUGGACGUAAGCGCUUCGUCUCAGAAGGUGACGGUGGUCUGGUGAAGCACGUGAAUUUUCUAAAGAAUAUGUAAGCAACAACGAUAUUAAACUCCAGAGAAGAUGCCAAGAGAUGGUAAAUAAGCAUUUGAUUAUGAUUUUGCAUACUUUUAACUAAGCGAGAAGCAAUGAGUUAUAAAGAAAGAAAAGAUUGAGCUCGCGUUUUAGAAGAAAAAGGCAAGAAUAAGAUUUUAUUUGAAAUAUAACGCGCAUCCUACCGAAAACUCUACGAGUUUUCCGAACGCUUCAAUACAGUUUAAAAAAAGUUAUAAAAUGGAUUUCGAUAUAUUUUGAAAAUAUUAUUUGCACAAUUAUAGUUCAUACAUCAGAACAUCAGUGUAUCAAUUACUUUCAUCGUCAUUUUUAUCUUUUUUGCAAAAAGAAAUCUAUAACUAAAAAGUAUUUUUGAAAUAUUGUUUUUUUUUAUUAUUAAAAGAUGAUUAAAUAAUCAAAGUCACAUAAAGUCAGGGGGCUUGUUGAUAUGUACGGAACAGUUGCAAGCCAGGAGCAUAAUCAAGCACAUCAUACAAACAUGGCAUGUAGCUUGUUAUAAGAGCAACAUAAGCGAUAUAAUAUUAAGGGCCAGAACAAAGGAACACGAAACAUUUAGCAAGACCCUGUUUUAGUAGCAACAUGAAUUUUCUGUUCGAUAGACAUCAUGUACUUGCAUUAGUAAAAAAAACAUUCGCAUAGAUUGGUUUCGAUUUGAUUGCAAUUUGUGUGUUUAAUUAGGAAUAAAUCAUUCUUUUUGGAAAAGUUCCCAUCACUAAAGAACGUUUUGUUUUUGCAAAUGUGCGUUAAGAAGUUUUGCUGCUCAUAAUGUGAACGAGAGAGUUGUCAUAACAGCACAUAACAUAAAAGAAGGACCAUAGAUGAGGUAUUACGAGACAAUGAAAACGGAAAUGUUUUAUGUGGCGGGAAAUACACGAUUCCGCGCGCUGUGCGUAUAUUUUUCAUCUUGUUUAUCCUCGUUUUUUGUUUCUAUUAGUUAAGACUAGAUUUUAUGAUUGAUUAGCGGAAGUCCUCCGAAUGUGGUAAAUGACAUUAUUUGUUCUAUGAAAAAAAAAGAAAACGUAGAUUUUGUCGUGUUUGAACCUCAGAUAUCCGCGAAGCUUCCUUUCAUUAUACUGCAAAUGAUGCCUUUUCUGACCUACGGAAUAUUGUAUGAUAGCGUAAAGCAAUGCCUAUCGUGGUAGCCUAUCUCGUAUCUUUGAUCAAAAUAAUUCCUAAACGUUUGUCGCAAUGUGCUCCCUACUUUCAUCUAAGAAUUUUAUCAAUCAUUAUAUGUGUUUAAAAGGAUGGUAAGUGGAGAAGCCAUUGCGUUUUUUUCACUCUUACGGGUUGGAUAGUAAGCGACAACAGAAAUGUAAAACCUUGCCACUUAUGACAAACAAACGUAGUCAGGGAGAAAUAUGUUGUUUAAAAGAUAAAUCAAUCAAAUGAAGAUUGUGUAUAUGUACUGUAAACCGUGGUAGUGCAUAAAAUAAUAAAAUAAAGUGUGAACUACUUUAAGUGUGUGUGUCCAAAUGCAGAAUAUACAGCUAUAUCUAGGUUUUUUAAAGUUUAUUUAGUAUAUUUUACGAUUUCGCGUGUUUUUCUGCAACUCUUGCUAACAAUACUUCAUAAUAGUUCAAUUCCUUAUUAAAUAGCUGA
Messenger RNA from Anopheles darlingi, 4029 nucleotides. RefSeq names its product programmed cell death protein 4 (gene Pdcd4). Gene Ontology annotation, biological process: negative regulation of DNA-templated transcription. Lineage: Eukaryota; Metazoa; Arthropoda; Insecta; Diptera; Culicidae. Gene Ontology annotation, cellular component: nucleus; cytosol. Bases 960 to 2411 code for a protein of 483 amino acids. The transcript has 5 exons. The record is from RefSeq and is a predicted model, not a curated record.